Clonostachys byssicola is the source of this 2427-nucleotide messenger RNA. Lineage: Eukaryota; Fungi; Ascomycota; Sordariomycetes; Hypocreales; Bionectriaceae. The record is from the annotation of a GenBank genome assembly.
AUGAGUAUUUUCGGACCUACCAUAUCUUGGGACCCUCGUGAACCGCUCCCACGCGAGCUCCAGCGUCAAAAAGGGAACCUGGCAGCCAGGAAAUACGACGCAAGUUCUCGCAAACGUGGUAUCACUGGAAAUGCCCCAUUUCAGGUCAUGAGCUACGUACAGGCUCGACCAAAAGAUCUAGCAGCAAAACAAGAUAAAUUACCAGAUCUUACCACAGAAGAAGAAGGACAGAACCUGCUUGCGCCUUGGUCAGUCGAUAUUGACGCAUCUAUUGUGCAGGACACCGCUAGUGUCCAGGUCACUCAAGUGUUUUGGAACAACUCCACUGUGCUCAUCCCUCAAGGAACGUACACGUUCCCUCUUCCCACAGGAUGCAGCGUGACAGAAUUUACCUGUCAGGUUGGGUCGAGGGUAUUGAAAGGAACUGUGAAACCCAAGAAAGAGGCCCAAGAGGCCUUCAAUGACCAUGUUGCCGCUGGCCGCAUGGCAGGCCUGUUAAACCAGGACACAACAGAAAUCUUCAGCGCUACGCUAGGCAACAUUCCCCCAGAUACAAGAGUGACGGUCAAGAUAUCCUACAUCACAUUGUUGAAGUAUCACUUGGUCUCUGACGAGGAGAAUAAGGAGACAUCAACAUUUACCAUUCCGACCUGUAUUGCCAGCCGAUACGGACCGCAACCAAAAUUCGCAGGGACAACCACCACAGUUCUCAAGCAGGGACUCACUCUAAACAUCAAAGUUCUAGAUUCUCGUGUCAUGCACGCGAUUCGAAGCUCUACUCACAAGAUCAAGGUCGAGGAGCAGGCUCAGGUUCGAGCUGCGAAUAGCUGGGCAGACCUAGCCGAUCAAAAUCCUGGCAAGGCACUCUCAGGCCAAGCAUCAGUGGUGGAGCUGGACCAGGGUCUUAUGUUUCUUGACAAAGACUUUGCUUUGGAAAUAGUAGUUGAUGGCGGUAAAGGAAAGGCUGCUCCUCAGGUUUGGAUCGAACACCACCCUGUGGAUCCUAAUCAGGCAGCUUUGAUGGCAAUUCUUCCGCCUGGGCUUCUAAACCAAAUACCAAAGCCCCCGGCUCGUCAGAGGGAGAUUCUAUUUCUCGUGGAUCAAUCCGGUUCGAUGGGGGAUAAAAUAAAUUCCCUCAAAUCAGCCAUGCAUUUCUUCCUCAAAGGCAUUCCACUGGGAAACAAAUUCAACAUUGCACGUUUCGGUUCAACCUUUACAAGUUGGUGUCCCCAAUCAGUUCAGUAUUCGGGGGAAAGCCUUGAAGCAGCCUUGGCGUAUGUGUCAUCCUCUAUUGAUGCCAACAUGGGAGGAACUGAAAUCCUUGGCGCAGUCAAGUCAAUACUAGGGUCCAGAGACACCAGGAUGUUGACGGACAUCAUUAUUCUUACUGACGGGCAAGUCUGGCGGCUCGACGAGCUACUAGCAACGGUGAAGGACGCGAGGAAAGCAUCAGGUAAUCGAAUUCGCUUCUUCUGUCUCGGUAUAGGUGAACGGGUUUCUCAUGCUCUCGUGGAGGGCGUCGCCAGCAUAGGAGGUGGUUAUGCAGAAGUUGUCCCGGCAAGUGAGCAAAACAGCUGGGAAAGCAAGCUCUUGUCUAUGGAAGCUGCUUCGGUGGAAAACGACCCGAUUGAGGAAGUGAAAAUAUACCUAGAAACAUAUGAGGGCAAAGCAAUUCAUUGUCCGACCAGCGCCAUGUCUCCCUCCGAACUGCAAAACCUCAAUCCUUUUAUUCGCAAUCGCGUCUACAUGCUGUUAGAAUCAGAGAUGACCAAGGAUUUUCGGAGUCUCGUCCUUGCCAUCACUUUACCGGAUGGGACACAGCCGGAGCAAAGAUUUCCCCUACAGAUACUGCAUGGCCGUGACACGACCAUUCACAAACUUGCUGCACGCUCUCUCUUGCACGAUUUUGAGCAUGGGCGGAAUGAGGAUUUCGUUCGUCUUCUGGGGCAAGAUACAUUUGAUGCUGUCGCCAGUCUGGUCGACCACACGCUCUCCAGGUCUCUCUAUUUCACGAUCGCUGUGACCCUCAUUCUAGAGCAGCAUUUCGCAUCCGAGAAGCAGUUCUGGCACAUGAUGCACUCCAAAGCUUCCACUCAUAUCAAAGACGCCCAUGACCGAGUUACCAACCACGAAAUGGAAGUCUUCCGUGACAAGUUACGGCGUGUAAGAUCCCCAUUACAUCAGGUCGGCAUGCAGCUUGAACAGCUAAAUGGCAAACGCGGGACGCAAAAUAUGCCCUCUGAGUGUGCAGAUCAAGCUAGCACACGCCUGCGGGAGACGCCUCUAGGUGAUCAAGCUGUUAAAGACCACCAAAACAUUCAUGGUGAAGUAAUUGCUCCUGGAGGGGAUCGGCCAGAAGAUCCUCCGAGGGCAGACCCCGUGACUCGGCAGCCUCGCCGAGUAAUUGAGAUUGCACCGUUAGACUAG